AGAUGGGCAUGGGUGAGUCAGGUGAGACUAAAGGGAAGGUCAUCAGUUGCAAAGCUGCGGUUGUAUGGGGUCCAGGACAACCCUUUGCUAUAGAAGAAGUGCAAGUCCAUCCUCCACAGAAAAUGGAGGUCCGAAUGAAGGUCCUCUAUACCUCCAUUUGCCACACGGAUCUCAGCGCUUGGAAAGGAGAGAACAAGGCCCAACAAAUGUAUCCUCGAAUACUUGGCCACGAAGCGGCAGGGAUCGUUGAGAGUGUGGGAGAAGGAGUGAAGGACAUGAAAGAAGGUGACCAGGUGGUUCCAAUCUUCAAUGGAGAAUGUGGAGUGUGUGCUUACUGUAAAUCGGAGAAAAGUAACCUGUGCGAGAGGUACCGGGUGAAUCCGAUGAAAGCCGUGAUGGUUCACGACGGGAAGACCAGGUUCUCCACUCGUGGGGGCCACCAGCCCAUUUACCAUUUCCUUAAUACAUCCACUUUUGCGGAGUACACCGUCGUCGACUCCGCCUGUGCGGUCAAGAUAGAUGCGCUGGCUCCUCUCAGAAAGAUGAGCUUGCUCAGUUGUGGCGUUUCUACAGGGAUUGGAGCUGCUUGGAACACCGCAAACGUGCAAGCCGGAUCAAGCGUGGCCAUCUUUGGUUUGGGUGCUGUGGGGCUUGCUGUAGCAGAAGGAGCACGGUUAAGAGGAGCUUCACGAAUCAUAGGCAUCGACAUCAAUCCUGAUAAAUUUAUGAAAGGUAAAACAGUAGGGAUUACCCAUUUUGUUAACCCAAAUGAUUUCCAGAAAGAGGAGGAUAAAGCUGUGCAUGAGAUUAUUCAAGAAAUGACUGACGGAGGAGUUGAUUACAGUUUCGAGUGCUCAGGAAACUUGGGAGUUCUUCGGGAGGCUUUCUUGUCCACCCAUGAUGGAUGGGGAUUGACUGUAAUUUUGGGAAUCCAUCCAACGCCAAGAACGCUUCCUCUCCAUCCCAUGGAACUCUUCGACGGUAGAAGAAUCGUGGGAUCUGUGUUCGGAGACUUCAAAGGGAAGACCCAAUUGCCUCAUUUCGCCAUCCAAUGCAUGCAUGGGGUUGUGAAUCUUGAUGGGUUUAUCACUCACGAGCUUCCUUUUGCUGACAUCAAUGAAGCGUUUCAAUUGCUCGCCGACGGGAAAGCAUUGAGAUGUCUUCUCCAUCUCUGAGGCUAUAU
Molecule: messenger RNA, 1183 nt
Organism: Telopea speciosissima
Lineage: Eukaryota; Viridiplantae; Streptophyta; Magnoliopsida; Proteales; Proteaceae
Product: alcohol dehydrogenase-like 4
Exons: 10
Coding region: 3-1175 (390 amino acids)
Biological process (GO): formaldehyde catabolic process
Cellular component (GO): cytosol
Molecular function (GO): zinc ion binding; S-(hydroxymethyl)glutathione dehydrogenase [NAD(P)+] activity
Source: RefSeq, a predicted model, not a curated record